CUUUGUAUGAGGUGAGCGCUGGGCAGCUGUAACCUGAGGCUCUUUCCCAGGCCGGUAUUCUAGACCAUAAGGAAUCACGUCCCUCAGAUACUCAUGGCCGAAGAAGGGGCUGUCCUCAAGAUGACCAGGGACCUGAAGGCUGCUGUCUCUGCCAUCCUUCAAGACUACGGGGCUGGGCGGCAGCCGGUGACAGACGCCAGUGCUGAGCUGCACAGACUCUGUGGCUGCCUGGAGCUUCUGCUGCAGUUUGACCAGAAAGAGCAGAAGAGCUUACUGAGGCCUCGGAAAGACUAUUGGGACUUCCUCUGUGCAGCCCUGUGGCAGCAGCGGGGGGACACGGAGCCAGUCCGCUUCGUCCACUCACUGGACAAGUUGAAGACUCCGCUGGGGAAAGGCCGGGCCUUCAUCCGCUUCUGCCUUGCCCACGGACAACUGGCCGAGUCCCUGCAGCUCUGCCUCCUGAACCCAGAGCUCACCAGGGAGUGGUAUGGCCCCCGGAGCCCUCUGGUGUGCCCUGAACUCCAGGAAGACAUCCUCGACUCCCUCUAUGCUCUCAACGGGAUGACCUUCGACUUGGACCUGCAGCGGCCAGACUUGGAUGGGGCCUGGCCCAUGUUCUCAGAGUCCCACUGCUCCAAUUCCAGCCGGACCCAGGGAAGAAGACCCAGAAAGACCAAAGGUUCCCCAAAGGAGAUAUCAGCCACACAUGGGAACUCCACAGAAGUCCACCUGGAGGAGCCACACACAAGCCAAGCCAGCUGUCUGCAAGAUGCACCCAGGAAAGAUGGGUUGGCUGGACUUCCCAGGUCCCAGCAACACAGGCAUCAUCCCCACUUUUUGGAAAAGAAGAAGGAAGAUCCCAGGAGCCUUGGGUCCCCCCCAAGCAUGUGGGAACUAGAGGGGGAGGGGUUUCAGCAAGACCAGGAGAAAGGAGCUCCAAGGACAGAGAUCUGCCUGGAGGACUCAACACCCACCAUCCAGGGACAGGGGGAGGGGGCCAGAGAGACCCUGAAGGAGGUGGUAUGGUCAGAGGCUGAGGGCAAGGGAGCUUUUCUGGGUGUGGAGGGCCAGAGGACAACAGAGGGGACUCAUGAAGGGGAAGCAGAGAGGAGUCAUAUCCAUAGACUGCUGGCCUCCAGCCCCAAAGGGACAAUAGGGGAUGUAGUGUCAUGGGGCAAGCAGGAUGGGAAGGUGCCUAGUAUCCCAGGGGAGCUCUGGGUCCUUCAGGGCCUGGGAACCAAGGAAGACUCCACCUCAGAGAAGCCUCGAGAGCAGACAGGAGUGACCAGUAUGACCAGGAGGGAGGAACAAGCAGAGAUGGCCUUGCAGGAUGUCGUCAAGAGCCUCAGACAUGGGCUGCAGAAAACCCAGGAGCAAGCCCAGUACCAGGAGCAGCUGCUGAAGGAGCAGGAAGGGGAGCUGAAGGCACUGCAGGAGCAGCUCAGCAGGUGUCAGGAGGAGAGGGCCCGGCUGCAGGCAGAGCUGGAGAAGAAGCAACGGGAGGCUGAAAGGAAGGACGCCGUGUAUGAGGAGGAGCUUGGCGGACAGCGGGACCUGGUGCGAGCCAUGAAGAGUCGGGUGCUGGAGCUGAUUCAAGAGAAGGACAUCCUGUGGCAGAAAGUCCAGCAUCUCUCGUCCGUGGCCCCUGGAUGCUGUGUCGUCUGCAGCAAGAUCUUUGGCCGGUUGUCUCGGCGGUACCCAUGCAGGCUCUGUGGAGGCCUGGUUUGCCAUGCCUGCUCUGUGGAUUACAAGAAGAGAGAGCGCCACUGCCCACCCUGCUCCCAGAGGAGAGACGCCCAUGUUCUCUGACCAAGACCCGUCCAGGACCGGCUGCUCCAUCCCACCCGACCC
Messenger RNA from Budorcas taxicolor (takin), 1851 nucleotides. RefSeq names its product RUN and FYVE domain containing 4 (gene RUFY4). Bases 94 to 1809 code for a protein of 571 amino acids. Gene Ontology annotation, biological process: positive regulation of macroautophagy. The record is from RefSeq and is a predicted model, not a curated record. NCBI's taxonomy places the organism in Eukaryota, Metazoa, Chordata, Mammalia, Artiodactyla, Bovidae. The transcript is spliced from 11 exons.